Sinocyclocheilus grahami is the source of this 930-nucleotide messenger RNA. RefSeq names its product leukocyte antigen CD37-like. Lineage: Eukaryota; Metazoa; Chordata; Actinopteri; Cypriniformes; Cyprinidae. The coding region runs from base 72 to 848 and encodes 258 amino acids. Gene Ontology annotation, cellular component: plasma membrane. The record is from RefSeq and is a predicted model, not a curated record. The transcript is spliced from 9 exons.
CUCAUGUGAGGCCACCACGUUUCAUUUACCCUCCGUGUAACAUUACCGACUCUGCCCCGUUUAUUUAAGAUAUGGCAUCUGAGUGCUGUCUCAGUCUCACCAAAUACUUCCUCUUUCUCUUCAACUUGAUAUUCUUUCUCUUAGGAUCACUCCUCUUAUCAAUGGGACUAUGGAUACUACUUUCAGAGAACAGAAUUUUCAUCCCCUCCCCUCCCUACAUUUCCAUCUCUCUCUUCUCCUACUUCCUGAUCAUCAGUGGAUCUGUGACCAUGUCAUUAGGCUUCUUAGGAUGUCUGGGUUCUCUGAAGACCGUCAAAUGCCUGCUGGCAACUUAUUUUAUCCUGCUCACGGUUCUUCUCGCGGCUCAGAUAGUGGGUGGGGUUCUUUUCUACACCCAGAAGACUGAGUUGGCAGGUUCACUAAAGGAGCACACUCUUCUACUAAUAAAGUCAUUUGGAAGGAAUGAUUCCAGUCUCCAGAGUUUUGAAAAUACUCUAGAGUACAUUCAGCAGGAGGCCAAAUGCUGUGGUUGGCAUGGAACAGAAGACUGGGAGGACUCUAUACCCUGUUCCUGCUACAACAUAGGCAAUGCCACUGUCAAUGCGACAUAUGAAAUCCAAGAUCCAAAUAAGUGUAACACAUGUUUCUCAGAUGAAAUCCAUUCAAAUCACACCUGUGGGGUUUAUAAGCAGGGUUGCAGUGAGAAUAUAAAGGAAUGGCUGGACGAAAAUCUUCUCAUAAUUUUGGUGGUUAUUUUGGCCAUUUCUGUGGUGGAGAUAUGUGGUAUGAUCCUUUCGAUGUGUCUGUAUAAAGAGGGUUCUGUGGAUUACAACACAAUUCUCCACUGAGAUGACCAGGAUCAGUGAGGAAAAAAAUGUCAAGUAUUUGUUUUCUGUCAUUCAUAUAUUUGAUGUUUUGUUAAUGUUUUUU